GCACCCCCACACCGUGUGCAGAGAGAGAAGGCACCACACCACACCACAGUAAUGGCGGGAGCUGACAAAGAAGGCCGAAGGCGGCUAUAAAAUUCUGAGAAGACGACCAAGAGCUGCUGCAACCUGCCAGUUCAGCCCCAUCGUCCUCUCCAAACCCAGCAAUGGACUCCUCGACCGGCUCGAGGGGCGCCGCCGGCUUCUCGACGCAGGCCAACGCCCUCCUCCGCAAGAACCUCUGCUUCCAGAAGAGGAACCUGAAGACCAACUUGUGCAUCACCCUCUUCCCGAUCCUCCUCUGCCUCCUGCUCGUCCUGCUGCAGGGCGCCAUCGACCGCGAGAUCGACAAGCCCAAGUACCGCUGCGGCUGCGCGUGCGUCGACGCGGCCGCCGACGGGGGCUGCAGGAGGACCGAGUGCGGCGUCCAGUACUCCACGCUGGACCAGGUCGCCAGCUGCCCGAUCCCCAGGCCGCCGCGGUGGCCGGCCGUGGUCCAGCUGCCCCCGCCCGAGUCCAGAGCCGCCGGGACCGCCUCCCAGCCGUUCGACGGUUUGCCUGAGCAGGCAUGCCGGGACACCGGGUCUUGCCCCGCCGCCUUCCUCGUCACCGGAACCAACCGCUCGCUCGCCGAAAGCCUUUCGGGUCAACUGUUCCCUGCUCUGUCUUCUCCUUUGAAUUUCACCAACUAUCUAAAUGCGCUCUCCAAGAUUGUUCCUGGCUCUGACACGGAGACGUCGUAUAGACAGCUUUUAGAGCCAGCAUUUACUCCGGGGAAUACUCUGUAUAUUGUCCAACCUCAGUGCCGGUCCAAUUUGUCGCAAACAGUUUCGGUCAACGCUGGGCCGAUACCCCUUCAACUCGAUGUAGAAUGCAUUCAAGGUUUGACGUUAUGGCGUGAAAGUGAAUCAAUUAUCAAUGACGAGCUAUUUAAGGGUUAUAGACAACAAAGGGGAAGUGGAGGAGGGAAGGCAAAUGAAUAUGCCGCAGGUUACAACUUCUUGAACACAAAUAAGGACAGCCUUGACAUUAGUAUUUUGUUCAACUCUACCUAUAACAACAAUACUGCAUUUGAGGCCAUUGCACUAUUACGACUGCCACGCUUGGUUAACAUGGCUUCCAAUGCAUACAUCAAAUUUCUCAGAGGAAGUGGAGUGGAAAUGCUGCUCGAAUAUGUUAAAGAUAUGCCUAAAGUAGGAACAAAAAUGAAAUUUGACCUGUCUUCUCUUCUUGGUGCACUAUUCUUCAGCUGGAUCGUUGAACUACUGUUUCCAGUUAUACUAACAUAUCUCGUGUAUGAGAAGCAACAAAAGCUGAAAAUUAUGAUGAAGAUGCAUGGUUUGAAGGAUGGCCCUUACUGGAUGAUAACUUAUACUUACUUCUUUGCUCUGUCAGCUGUCUAUAUGAUACUAUUUAUCAUUUUUGGCUCCUUGAUAGGUCUGCGUUUCUUUACAGCAAACGAUUACGGCAUUCAGAUUGUUUUCUACUUCAUAUACAUAAAUCUGCAGAUUGCACUCGCAUUUUUCGCGGCAGCCUUCUUUUCUUCUGUCAAAAUAGCCACAGUGGUUGGUUACAUUUAUGUAUUUGGUUCUGGUUUACUAGGGGCAUUUCUUCUGCGUUUCUUUGUUGAGGAUAAUCGUUUCCCGAAGGGCUGGAUAGUAGUCAUGGAGAUCAUCCCUGGAUUUUCACUUUACCGAGGGUUAUACGAGUUUGGUCAAUAUGCAUUCUCUGGAACUGCAAUGGGAACCGAUGGUAUGAAGUGGACUAAUUUGGGUGACCCUGUCAAUGGAAUGCGUACUGUACUGAUUAUCAUGGUUAUCGAAUGGGCAAUACUUCUCCCCUUGGCAUUUUAUCUUGAUCAAGUCUCAUCAUUGGGUGGUGGGCUCCGUAAAAGGUUGUUGAUCUCCUUGACAUGCUUUAAGAAGAGAGCUGCAUCAUUUCGGAGGUAUAGCUUCGGGCGGUUAGGACCUAAAGUAGUAGUUGAAAUGGAGAACUCCGACACUACUCAAGAAAGAGAGGUAGUUGAGCAGCUUCUGCUGGAACCCAGUGCAAACCAUGCUAUUAUAUCUGAUAACCUAACAAAGGUUUACCACGGAAAGGAUGGAAAUCCUGACAAGCUUGCAGUUCGUGGGUUGUCUCUUGCCCUCCCAAAAGGACAAUGUUUUGGGAUGCUUGGCCCGAAUGGGGCAGGGAAAACAUCCUUCAUCAGUAUGAUGAUUGGGCUCAUUCCACCUACAUCUGGCACUGCUUAUGUCCAUGGAAUGGAUAUAAGGACUGAUAUGAAUGAAAUAUACACAAAUAUGGGUGUCUGCCCACAACACGACUUGCUCUGGGAAACAUUGACGGGAAGAGAGCAUCUGUUGUUUUAUGGAAGACUAAAAAAUCUUAAAGGCGCUGAACUACUGAAGGCAACUGAUGACUCUUUGAAGAGUGUUAACCUAUUCCGUGGCGGUGUCGGCGAUAAGCAAGUGGGGAAGUACAGUGGGGGCAUGAAACGGAGGCUUAGUGUUGCAAUCUCCUUAAUUGGAGACCCCAAAGUUGUUUUCAUGGACGAGCCAAGCACUGGGCUAGAUCCAGCAUCAAGAAAUAACCUGUGGAGUGUUGUGAAGGAAGCAAAGAAAAACCGUGCCAUUAUUCUUACAACACAUUCAAUGGAAGAGGCAGAGGUACUAUGUGAUAGACUGGGUAUUUUUGUUGAUGGUGGUUUCCAAUGCAUUGGACAUCCGAAAGAGCUGAAAGCGAGAUAUGGAGGCACCUACGUGUUCACAAUGACAACAUCUUCGGAACAUGAGCAGGAGGUUGAACAGCUAGUUCGCCGUUUGUCGCCGAAUGCGAACAGGAUAUAUCACAUAUCUGGAACACAGAAAUUUGAGCUGCCAAAGCAGGAGGUGAAGAUAGCUGACGUUUUCCAUGAAGUUGAGAGUGCAAAAGGCCGUUUUAACAUACACGCUUGGGGCCUUGCUGAUACCACCUUGGAGGAUGUCUUCAUCAAGGUUGCCAAGGGAGCACAAGUUUUCAACUCGUAACUAGUAUACUGGAUUUGUAGGUCGUUAUUCUUUUUUUUCGUGUGUGAAAUAUAUGGUGUAUGAGACUUGCUUGAACUUCCCUAUACAUAAGUUUUGGUUAGUGUGACACUAGAGGUGUAAGUUUAGUAUUGUGUAAAGCUGUAUAUCUCAAAUUUACUUGUGGAUUUGGCAA
This is a messenger RNA of Hordeum vulgare subsp. vulgare (domesticated barley), 3192 nucleotides long. Its product is annotated as ABC transporter A family member 7-like. The record is from RefSeq and is a predicted model, not a curated record. The transcript is spliced from 18 exons. Gene Ontology annotation, cellular component: intracellular membrane-bounded organelle; membrane. Gene Ontology annotation, molecular function: lipid carrier activity; ATP binding; ATP hydrolysis activity. NCBI's taxonomy places the organism in Eukaryota, Viridiplantae, Streptophyta, Magnoliopsida, Poales, Poaceae. Gene Ontology annotation, biological process: transmembrane transport; lipid transport. Bases 162 to 3020 code for a protein of 952 amino acids.